CUGAGCCCGGCGGUGACGUCACCGGCGUCAACCCGGAGCCGUGACCCCCUCGGCGGGUCUCCCACCGACAGAUGCUCCGCGUCCGGUAGCCCCCUCGCCGAUAAACGAGCCUCCUUUUCAAAAUUUAACAACGUCACAAAAUCAAAAAUGUCCCACCGCACCGCCGGAGACUCUCGUAUGCGCAUCCUAGUCGAGCUGCCUUCAUAGGACCCGAGGCGAGAUCGCUGGGCCCCCAGCCUGACCUCCGGCUGGACAUUUCGGGUUGGGGGGGUGCGGCGGAGCGCUCCGAUGGGGACCAGCUGCUGUCGGCCAGAGAGUCCCUGUGGCAGCGCAGAAGAGCGAAGCGGUUUGCUGAAAGAUGACGGCAAGGCUGCCGGGGCCGCGGGCACCACGGCGGGAACGGGCCCACAGGGAGAAAACAACGUCAGGAAGACAACCGACGACGAAACAAUAAAGGCAGAAGCCAGUGACGACGCGCAGGUGACGGUUCUUCCUGAAUUUGGCACGUCCGAGCCGAUUAUCGCGCAGGAAAACGGAUCCUUGCGAAAGGCAGCGAUGCAGUCGAACGCACCGACUCCGAACAAAGCCGCCGCAUUCCGAGAAGAAAAUACGGGGACUUUUAGGGACGAAAACAGAUCGCCGGAGCUCCCGCAGGAAAUGAACUGUCAGGGGGAAAAUGGCGGCCGGCGUCGGGCCUCGUCCGCGCAGGGUGAAAUCCAAGACGGCGGCGCGGAAGAAUCCCAAAUGUCUCCCCGCGAAGGUGCAACCAACAAGUCAAAUGUUUGCCGCCGUGAAGGCGACGGCCGCGGCGCCUCCAAAGCGGCCGACAGCGUCGCGCUGCUGAUGGAGCUUUACAGCAAGAAUAAACAAGCGUCAUCUUCACGCGACACUCAGGGGGCGCCCGUGGCCGCAACGCGUCAGGAUGACACAUUCGAGCCAAACUGUUUAUUGAACGAGGACUCUGAAGACGGAAAUUCUACAGAGUUGAAGUCUGGCCAGGACGAAAAAGGCCACGAUGUUGCCGUCGAGCCCACUGAAGCGAAACCCGGCGGCGGAGAGCGACGCCCUGCACACUUUAACGACGCGGAGACGCCGACCGCCGCGCCGGGAGACGCCAGCGGCCUGCAUGCAGUGAAGGAAAACCAGCUGGAAGACAUCCACCAACACGCUGUAGAGGAUCGCGACGGAGGUCACCCCGCGGCCAUGGGGGGCGGGGACGGGACGGAGGAGGUGGAGAACGCGGAGGGCGAGGAGGAGAUGUUGGAGGAGGUGGAGAACGAGCCCGUGGAGGUUGAGGAGAACACUGGAGGAACUCCACAAGUGCUCGUAGAGGAAGUCACACCCGCUGAAGGCAGCUUGAGGAGCAGUGAAGAAGAUCUCUACAGAGCAGAGGAGCUGCCGUCGUCUCACAGUGACGCGCAAGCGCCGCCGCUAGACAGCACGACGCUGGAGGCCCGAUGCAGUUUGGGUCCGGUCGUGGACAUUUUGUCCUACAGCGAGAGGGAAUGGAGAGGCAACACGGCCAAAAGUGCUCUUAUCAGGAAGGGUUACAAGGAGCUGUCACAGUCCUUCGCCGGUGUGCGUCAAGUGCGGGGGGACAACUACUGCGCCCUGAGGGCCACCUUGUUCCAGGUCCUCUCUCAGGCUUCUCAGGUGCCUGCUUGGCUUCAGGAAGACGACGUGGGCGAGGGUCUGCAGGAUCUGUCAGAACUCAUGGCCUUGUGGACGUUUCCGGGCGAGGCUCAAGCGCAACCAGACGUCACCCAACGGCUUCAAAGCUGCGUGGAGAUCCUCCGAAACAAGUGGCGCGCGGCGGCGUGCUGCGCUUCGCCCGCAGACCGCCAACGACUGUGCGACGACGCCUUCCAGGGUGGCGAGGAGGAGCUCGCCAUGCUGGAGGCGCUCAAGCUACUCAUGCUGCGCCGCGCCGCCGAGUUGAGCACCAGCAUGCGCGCCGGCCGGGACGUGCCGCUCUUCAGCUGGCUGCUGUUCGCGCGCGACUCCUCCGACUGCCCGCGGGCCUUCCUCGCCAACCACCUGAGCCGCGUGGGCGUCGGCGCCGGACUGGAGCAGGUGGAGAUGUGCCUGCUGGGUGACGCCUUACGUCGCACCCUGCAGGUGUACCGCCUCUACAUGGCCGACACCGAGGAGUUCGUGGCCUACUAUCCCGACGAGCACAAGGACGACUGGCCCCGCGUCGUCCUGGUCACCGAGGACGACCGCCACUACAACGUGCCCGUCGCCGAGCUGGCCGAAGUGGAGAAUGAGGAAACGGAGGAGGGUGAAGUGGUGGCGUCCAGCUGAGAAGUUCUCUUCCCAUGCAAACCCCCAAAAACCUCAGGUCUGUCUUGCUUUUCUUUCUUUUUUUUUUUUUUUUACCUACACUGGAAUCGUCGCUCUUUUUAGAUCAACUUCAUUAAUUUAUUCUUUUGAUCUGGACUGCUGUCGAAAGAAGAAAUCAGGUGCUUGCAUCACGUGACUGUGGGGCGGGGGUGGUCUUUUUUGGUUUGUUUGUUUUUCUUUUUUGUGUGAGCAUUGUGCAUAACGCGUUGCCUUUUGCCAAGCCAGAGAGGAGGAGCGCGUGCCACCAGCCGCCAAAGGCCCGCUUGGUCCUCCGUGUUGCCUUAUGAGAGAAAAACAAAAAUGCACAAGCGUUGAAUGAAUGUGGCGUGUCUCCCCCCCAGUCGACCGUGGCCUCUCGCUCAUGAAUAAAACGAAAGCACAAGUUA
This is a messenger RNA of Syngnathoides biaculeatus (alligator pipefish), 2729 nucleotides long. RefSeq lists its product as uncharacterized. Lineage: Eukaryota; Metazoa; Chordata; Actinopteri; Syngnathiformes; Syngnathidae. The transcript is spliced from 11 exons. Gene Ontology annotation, biological process: protein linear deubiquitination. Gene Ontology annotation, cellular component: cytoplasm. The record is from RefSeq and is a predicted model, not a curated record. The coding region runs from base 289 to 2304 and encodes 671 amino acids. Gene Ontology annotation, molecular function: cysteine-type deubiquitinase activity.